AUGAUCUCGCGGCCAUUUUCGUUAUCCUUCUCCGCGGGGGAUCAAGCAGCGAGCUCAAGCUCCAAAACCGACACUCUCAUCGAAUUGGCCAAAGCUCGUCGUACCAUCUACAAACUAGGCAAAAGUAGCCCUGUUCCUGACUCCAAAAUCGAGGAUCUUGUGAAUGCAGCUGUUCUCAAUGUUCCUAGCUCAUUCAAUACCCAAUCCACCCGGCUAAUCGUCCUACUCCACCGCGAACAUGAACGUCUCUGGGAUAUCGUGAUCGAAACCUUCGAGGGCCUCGUCAAGGCUGGCACCGUGCCAGAGCAGACCUGGAAGAACCAGACUCUGCCUAAGCUACAAGGCAUGAGAGGGGCUGUGGGGACGAUUCUCUUCUAUGAAGAUCCUGCGCAUAUCAAGCCUUUUUCGGAGAAAUUCGCUCUUUACAAAGACCACUUCCAGCCUUGGGCGGAUCAUUCUAAUGCCAUGCACCAAUAUUUCCUCUGGGCUGGACUCGAGUCCCUCGGGUUUGGUGCGAACCUCCAGCACUAUAACCCCCUCAUUGAUGCUCCUAUUGCUAAACAGUGGGACGUUCCGAAUGAAUGGAGACUUGUUGCACAGUUGGUGUUUGGAAGUCCUGAAGGAGGCCCCGGCGAGAAGGCUCAGAAGCCACUCGAAGACCGAGUCAAGAUCUAUGGGAAGUUGUAG
This is a messenger RNA of Aspergillus ochraceoroseus IBT 24754, 687 nucleotides long. Its product is annotated as nitroreductase family protein. Bases 1 to 687 code for a protein of 228 amino acids. The transcript has 3 exons. NCBI's taxonomy places the organism in Eukaryota, Fungi, Ascomycota, Eurotiomycetes, Eurotiales, Aspergillaceae. The record is from RefSeq and is a predicted model, not a curated record. Gene Ontology annotation, biological process: cellular response to oxidative stress.